AUGGACCCUAUUUCGGCCUUUGGACUUGCGGUCAACAUUCUUACCGUUAUCGACCUAUCGGUGAAGGUUAUCUCGACUGCCUCUGAGAUCCGGAGCUACGGCGAAUCAAUCACAACUAGGGACCGGGCUGUAGUGGCGCAACAUUUCGAGUCUCGUUGUGAGAAGCUCAUCGAGUCAACCAAGGCAUCGUCCAUACAUUCGGAUCUCCAAAAUCAUGCUGUCAUUUCCAAUGACGAUGAUGGGGCAUUACACCAACUCGCAGAAGAAGCCAAGGCUAUCGCUAGGGAUAUCCAACAUGGCCUUUUCAGGCGACAGACAGGUCAAACACUGUUGAAAAGUCUUCGUGACGCUGUUUCAAGUGUCUGGGGGGAGCGCGAGAUGAAAGAAAAGACACAGCGACUCAAGGAAAUGCGGUCUGAGAUUCAGUCUGGAUUGAUGGUGUCCAUCAAGGCCAGUAUCGACGCUGCCGGUUUCCGAUGGAACGAAAUGUCGCAGAAUGUCGAUGACUCUACUCAGCACAUUAUCGGAACUCUCUUAUCAGACAACGACACCAUCCGGUCUGACAUGGAACGACGCGUUGAGGAACUCAACCAGGAGGUUAUAAGCCAUUUUGAUCUCGCCUCACAUUUGGCUAGUCAGCGCCAUGAUGAACUUCUCAAUGCCAUAGCUGGGGGCAGUGGCUUGGCUACGAGCGCAGUUUCGGAAAAUCCAGCUAAGAUUACCGAUCGUAUACUGGGAAAACUCUGGUUCACGACAAUCGACGACAGCCCACAAGAAAACCUGUGA
Molecule: messenger RNA, 786 nt
Organism: Colletotrichum chrysophilum
Lineage: Eukaryota; Fungi; Ascomycota; Sordariomycetes; Glomerellales; Glomerellaceae
Exons: 2
Coding region: 1-786 (261 amino acids)
Source: RefSeq, a predicted model, not a curated record